Messenger RNA from Drosophila subpulchrella, 842 nucleotides. RefSeq lists its product as uncharacterized. Bases 56 to 814 code for a protein of 252 amino acids. The transcript has a single exon. Lineage: Eukaryota; Metazoa; Arthropoda; Insecta; Diptera; Drosophilidae. The record is from RefSeq and is a predicted model, not a curated record. Gene Ontology annotation, molecular function: oxidoreductase activity.
UUUCAAUGAAGUCAAAAGGUUUAGCAAAAUAAAUCCAAAUUCCAAGCGUUACAAAAUGAAUGAGAAUGAAGUUAGAAAUUCGGACGUAUACUUGUCCCUACUUUCGCGACAUGUUCACAGAUAUCCAGAAGAUGGAACCCACAAAUCGUGGGUGCUACCGCGGAUAAUGAUUCUGUUCGCCAGUGGGGAUGUGGACGAGGUGGUGGAGGUUAUAGUCUCCGAUAUGAUUCAUCCAAUUGGAAGUGGACUGGUGGCUAGUGUUCUGGUGGAGGAAUCGAUAAGGGACGAAGUAAUAAAGAAAAUUCGAGCAAAUCUAAGACCCAUGAAUGAGCGCAUUCAACACCAUCCAAAUUACUUGAGCUCGGUUAAGCUUAUCGAGCGAAUGAACUGCCCAACCAUCCACAUCGAGGAAUUCGAGGAGACAGAUACGAAAAAACGUUAUGGACGCAGAAUGAAAGGAUCCCCUAUAAUAGUUCUGGAUUUCCCUCAGUACUAUUUUGGUGAUAAGCCUACGGCUAUAAUUACUUUGAGUACUUUUCGAAAUCUCCACGAGGUGGUAAGACUAUAUAAGCGGGAGGGCCUGAACUUCGAUUCGGUUUCCGUGUGGUCUUCUAAGUUGGCUCAAUGCUUCGAUUUGGUCACCAGACUUUCUCAGGCCUUGCAAUGGACUUUCAACUGCGUCAAUGAAUCUAUAAAAUUCCCUAAACAGCCUCCUGUUCCAACUUCCGGAGUAACAGUUGUGGGAGACUUUCACUAUGAGGUCCAUGUCAUUGGGGACAAGAUCAAAACUAUAGCUUUUCCAAUUAUGUAUUAGGUAUUACAAAUAAACACCCCUAAUCCUA